CGACGACGCUUCCGGGGAACGGCGGCCAUUGUGGAGUUUUCGUGUCGUGAUGUCACUUCCACGUAAACACCGGGGCGUGGCUUGACGUGUCAACAUGCUAACAGGCUAAAUGUUGUCACAUGUCUCAUGGAAAAACAUCUGUGACGAAAAACACAACUUUUGGAUUUAGGUAAUGACGUCACGAUCAUGACGUAAUGUUUGAGGUUUACGUCUUAACUGAGUUUUCGUCGUAAAAUUGCAGUUUUAAAUUCUACAUCGGGUCAGUCAUGUCUGACCUCCGAGCAGCCACGCCGCAACACAAGGAGAAGAAGGAGAAGAAGAAGAAGAAGAAGAAGAGGGGGAUUCCAGACCGGUGGAGGAACUACCGUCCUGUUGGACGCAGGGUUCCUGGUUCUCGCUUCAUUGCCUUCAAAACUCCUCUGAAACCGUCCCUGAACCGCCUGGUCCCCGGGGCAGAGUCCUUCAGUCUGUGGGAGCUGCUGGACUCAGUGGAGGGUCAGAACCAGGAGCUGGGCCUGAUCAUCGACCUCACCGUCACCACCAGAUACUACACCCUGGUGGACGUCCCCCAGUCCUGCGGUUACGUCAAGAUCUUGACUGAAGGUCAGCGGGUUCCCUCCGACGCCACCAUCCUCAGCUUCAAACGCGCCGUCAGGCACUUCUUGACGGAGAACCCGGACAACGACAGGCUGAUUGGAGUCCACUGCACCCACGGUGUGAACCGCACGGGCUACCUGCUGUGUCGCUACCUGAUCGACGUGGACGGGCUGGAUCCCAGACGGGCCGUGGAGCUCUUUAACACCAGCAGGGGGCACAGUAUGGAGAGGCAGAACUACCUGGUUGACCUCCUGCGAAACUCCAAGAGGAGCAACAGUGGCAUGGACGUGGUGGAGCAGCACGUGGCCAGAGGGGGCGCUGUGGACAGGCCACUACUGGUUGUAGCCAACAUCACCACCAGAAGAGGAGAGGUGUCGAGGGAGGACCAAGUGAAGGAGACUGGACCGCACCAACGACGGAGCGGAGGUCGGACAGCGGCCGGUCGGGAAUGACCAUGGGCCCUGUGAUGGAGCUGCACCAGCAGGCCUCCUGCACCACCACACCUCGCCUCAAAAUGAUGCCCUCCCACAUCAUUUAAAAGAAAUCAGAGUUUUAGUAACAGAAGCUACAAACUGAGUGACUACUGCCCCCUACAGGCAAGAAUAUAUAUAUUUAGAGUCAAUGGUUGAAUUUUCUUUACUUGAAAUUUUGAAUCAGAUUUUUUUUAAAAAAGAACUUCAGGUACAAACAGAUUUGAACUUUAUUUUAUUUGUCAGUUAAAACAACAUUAUUUCUUAGUAGAAAAGCAGUCGAUUUGAAUGGAAUUUUUAAAUCUGUAAUAAAUAGAUUUUUAUUUCUGUUUCGUCUGUUUUUCACUGUUUUUAGCCUUUUCUUCUGUUGUAAUGUAAAUAUUUUAAAAUAUUAAACUGAUGAAACUAAAGCAGUUCAGUCGUAGCUGUAAAGAAUUAUUACGUUCUGUGAUUCCACCUUCUUGACCUCUGUUGCCCCCGGUGGUAUCACAGUAGCAGUGCAGCUCUGAUCUCAAAUCCAGAGUACUCCCAAGUACUUAUUUGUACUACAUGACCAUGUGUUUUUCUGGAGUUAUCUUUCUUCUUCUUCUUCUUCUUCUUCUUCUUCUUUCACUUCUUUCUCUUCACAGACGUCUUU
This is a messenger RNA of Cynoglossus semilaevis (tongue sole), 1704 nucleotides long. Its product is annotated as RNA/RNP complex-1-interacting phosphatase-like. The record is from RefSeq and is a predicted model, not a curated record. Bases 267 to 1049 code for a protein of 260 amino acids. Gene Ontology annotation, molecular function: polynucleotide 5'-phosphatase activity. Lineage: Eukaryota; Metazoa; Chordata; Actinopteri; Pleuronectiformes; Cynoglossidae. The transcript has 2 exons. Gene Ontology annotation, biological process: dephosphorylation.